UUCGCUCUGCGCUGCUCAGGAUCACUGUGGGUUUUUGCAGACAUGGAGGCAGAUGGGAGCCAAGCUACCUCUGGAAGCCCAAACGACUCCCAACACGACCCUGGUAAAAUGUUUAUUGGAGGCCUGAGCUGGCAAACCUCACCAGAUAGCCUUAGAGACUAUUUUAGCAAAUUUGGAGAAAUUAGAGAAUGUAUGGUCAUGAGGGACCCUACCACAAAACGUUCCAGAGGCUUCGGUUUCGUUACGUUUAAGUUUUGCUUUGUUUUGCUGGUUGUUUCAAUAGUUGACAGGGAUGUGCAAAAGAUUGACCCUAAAGUUGCAUUUCCCCGACGAGCACAGCCUAAGAUGGUCACAAGAACAAAGAAAAUAUUUGUAGGUGGAUUAUCUGCUAAUACAGUAGUGGAAGAUGUAAAGCAAUACUUCGAACAGUUUGGCAAGGUAGAAGAUGCCAUGCUUAUGUUUGACAAGACUACCAACAGGCAUAGAGGAUUUGGCUUCGUAACUUUUGAAAAUGAAGACGUGGUGGAAAAAGUCUGUGAGAUUCAUUUUCAUGAAAUCAAUAAUAAAAUGGUAGAAUGUAAGAAAGCACAACCUAAAGAAGUGAUGUUUCCACCAGGGACAAGAGGAAGGGCACGAGGAUUACCAUAUACCAUGGACGCUUUUAUGCUAGGGAUGGGAAUGUUGGGUUACCCGAAUUUUGUUGCGACAUAUGGCAGAGGAUAUCCUGGAUUUGCCCCAAGUUACAGCUAUCAGUUCCCAGAAGCGCCCCUUUGCGUGCAUGGAGGUGGGGUUCUGAGCAUGGAAACAGGUUUUCCGGCAGCGGCCUAUGGACCAGUAGCAGCAGCAGCGGUGGCAGCAGCAAGAGGAUCAGGGAUCCCCGAUUAUGGUUUCUAUUCUUCGCCCGGUGACCAACGGGCCCCGUUAUCGUACGCGGACUAUGGUUCCAUGGGGCCUCGAGUGGCUCAGAUGCUUCGUAGUGAGCACGCUGCUUCAGCGAGUAACUCCCCCCUCCACCACCUUCCCAGCCCGGAUCAGUUUAAGAGCCCAGUCUUGAAUAGCUACAGUGCUCAACCGAAUUUUGGCGCACCCGCUUCCCCGGCAGGCUCCAAUCCAGCCCGGCCAGGAGGAUUUCCAGGGGCUAACAGCCCAGGUCCAGUCGCAGACCUCUACGGUACAGCCAGUCAGGACUCCGGUGUUGGUAAUUACAUAAGUGCUGCCAGUCCUCAGCCAGGCUCUGGCUUUGGCCAUGGAAUCGCUGGACCUUUGAUUGCAACGGCUUUUACAAAUGGAUACCAUUGAAACGUUACACAUGGUUGGUUGCCAUCUCACUUUGAGAGUAUAUCUGGAUGUCCAGGCAAGACAGGGCGAAGUUUCUGAAUGGUCCCAUGUUCAGGUGAUAUCAUCAGACUUUGAGCACUACAUCAUCACCAAUAACAUAAAUAAACUGGAGGUGGCACUCUAUGGACUUAGGUUGUUUAAAAUCUCUCUCAUCAUCUCAUGAAUCUGCUGUACUAUAAAAACAGCUUUUAAAAUAUGUAUAUAUAAUCCAUUUCUCUUUUGUUUUAUUUUCUUGAUGGGUUCCCCCCCUUAAAUCUAUUUGAAUCACAUUUUUUCAAAGCAUUUGACAUACUCUCUUAGUCAUGUAGUUCUAAUUUGUGUAUCUAGUAAAAGCCUAACCAUAGCGUAACUGUUUAUAUUAAGGGGUUUUCUUUUCUUUUUUCCUUCCUUUUUACUUUUGUUUUAUGUAGUUGUUGCUUAAAGGAUGCUGGGAUGAUAACAUGAGUCUCAGUCUUUUGGUACCAAUUCUGAAACUGUAAAAACUUUUCAGGUGGAAUUUUAGCACACACUGAAUUAGAAGUAGAGCAAGAGCAGCGGGUGAGCUGAAGUCAAGUUUCUAGUUUGCGUUGUAUGGGAGCUGAGAGGGUAGCUGAAUAGCAGGAUCUCUAGCCGUUCUUUUGAUUUGUGAUGUCUUUGUUAACCUAAUUAUAUCUAUUUUCGGCAAUAAGGUAAGGACUGCAAAAUUUUUUGUGUCCUUCUUUUUCUAUAAGUGCUUUUUUUGGUUGAAAGAGGUGAUAUAAGGUUUUUUGAAAUUGUGAAUUCUGAAAAAAAAAAAAACUGUAAAUACAAUUCCAUUAACUACAUAUAAACUAUUAAGAAAGAGAAAGAGAAAUACAAAAUAUUUUUGUGAUGGAGUCAGUCUAAGGCAGUUUCACUACUAAAUGGAAGAAAAAAAGUUUUAAACGUUUAGAUCAACUGCCAGAGCUGGCCCAUAAGAGUUAGAUUAACACUGUUUAGCUUGCUCUGUAGGUAUGUUAGACCUUAUAACUGUACUAGCGUCAUACCAGCAUAUUAACUAGUCAUAUGUGCACAGCUUAAAAGGUAACAGUUUAGUUAUAUUUUUUAAUUUAAGAACGGCUUUUUCCCAAGACUGAAAAAGAAGCUACAAUUUUAAUAUUUAAAGUAUUUAAAGUUUGAAGCACACCUUUAUUAGUCAUUAUUUUAAAUUAGAUCAACUUGCUGUCCAGUCAUUUCAGCUGCUCUGCAUGUCCUAUAAAGCUCUGACAGAGAAGAGAUUCCUCUUCAGUGUCGAACAUGCCAUAGGAAGAGCAGUGUUAAAGCUUGCAUUAUACCUUUUAUCCAUUGUUUUCUAUAUUAACAAAUUAGGAAAGCAACCUUUUUAUUGUUUGUUUGUUUGGAAUACCUCAGUGCUACAAGUAUCACCCUAGAAGCGACAGAAGAUUUUAAUUUAUUGUAGAUGUAAACAGAAUUAAAAAAUAUAAAAAAGUAUAAAACAUCAUUGCACUGUGACUGGUAGGGGGAAAAACUGACAGUUUCCUAUUUGCACAUGUUUAAUAUUUGGCUGUUAUAUAUAUGGUCCUCUGUUGGGGGAGGAAACUUAUGAAGGAUAUUUUUUAAUUUAAUUUUUUUAAUAUUGGUAAAUAGGCCUGCAACAGCAAAAUAGAAGUACAACAUGGUAGGUGGCAUUAAGAACAUACUGUAGUAUGAAUAUAUUUCUUCUUUUUUUAACGUAAUAUUGACAAGUUUUAUUAAUAUUUUUUUAAAUUGUUACGUUUAUAAAUUUGGUACUUUAGGUACAGCCAGUAUAAGACACUGAAUGCGACAUUUGUUAAAAAGAGCUGCUGCACUCCUAUUUUUGUAAAUUUUACUAACAAGUAGACUAAUGUAGACAUUCAAUAGACCAGGUAGAGCAAGGCAUCUUUAAAAAAAACAAGGCAUCAUAAUGCUAUCUGAAUGGGAAAAAAACCUUGUUUUU
Messenger RNA from Terrapene triunguis (Three-toed box turtle), 3274 nucleotides. RefSeq names its product musashi RNA binding protein 2 (gene MSI2). Gene Ontology annotation, cellular component: cytoplasm. Gene Ontology annotation, molecular function: RNA binding. Lineage: Eukaryota; Metazoa; Chordata; Testudines; Emydidae. Bases 43 to 1299 code for a protein of 418 amino acids. The transcript has 17 exons. The record is from RefSeq and is a predicted model, not a curated record.